ACAGACUGUUCCGAUUAUGAUGGAACACUUUGAAGUGGGAGUUGUGGGUGUGUAGCGACGAUUAUGUUGAGCGCAGUCUAGCAGAGCUGAAGCAGUCUAUCUCAAACAGGUAGGUGUGUAAUGGAGUCACAGGGCUGCUUUUUUGUGUGUUUUUUUUUCUGUGGAUCCUGCAUUCAGACCACACAUCCAGUGGAAAUAACUGUAUGAAGUGUUUCAUAUGUCUCUUGAGUCUUUUAUUGUCAACACCUUUACUGUGCACCUUGGUGACGAUCUUUAAAAAAAUACCAGGAUGCUGUACAUUAUUUCUAGCAUUAAACCGGUCACUUUAUUUGCAUUUUACUUCCCUUCCUUGUUAGUUGUAAUGUUGCAUGCGCCACAAACAAUUCACAAUUCUCAGGUCAGUUUUGAAACACACCUUUUGAUCGUUCCCCCACUCUUCCCCCACUAAAGAUCCUCCAUCAGAAUGAGUGUUAAAGUUGUGUUUUGCAAGGUUGCAUCAGAGCAGUGGAGUUUUGAAUUUUGAAUUCAGUUGUGUAUGUAAUGCAUGAAUUCAAAAACACAAUAAGAGAUGGAACAAAAGUGACAUUUGAAUGCUUUUUGUUUGUCCAUCUUCCAAAUAUAAUGUUCAGUCACCUAAAACUCUUUGGACAAGCUGUAUAAACAGUACAGCAUAACACUAAUCUGCUAGAUUACAAAAUAAAAAUAGGUGUAAAAGCAUAAAACCUUUUAAAAUUAUCUGCUGAACAGUGAGGUGGUGCAACAAGUUUUCACUCCAAUAAAUAACGAAGCACUUACUCCUGAGAUCGAUGUGAUAACAGCCUUCAGGGCUCCAGACUAACUUUUGCCCUGGUAGCAAUGAUGCGGCCAACUUCAUUUGGUCCCACCUUGUCAUCACCAAAACAUCUGCUUAUCAGUAGAUGCUACAAUUUACCAACGUUCCCUAAAUGCAACACAUUGCAGGCUGUGGUAGCUGCUGUCGGUGGCUGCGGUGUGCUCAGAUAAGUGUGUGUGACCGAAAAAUUCUGUGUAAAGAGUUAAACUGGGGCGUUCUAAAGUCAGAUUAGUCCAAGAUGAAACCGUGUGAUUUUUUUUUGUACACUGCAGCGCCUUCAUGCGCUGUUCCGCUCAUAGGAAACGGUGAAUGCAGGUGCGCUCCACAUUUCACCACAUUUGUAUAAAUAAAUACCACAGUCCACCGACGUUAUACAAGUGCUGCUUUCCACCACUGUGGUUAACACAGUCGCUGCCUGCGCCAGAUACAGUGACACCAGCACAACCUAAUGAUCAUCAUGCACGCCCACGAAUGCGACCACUUGAAAUUUCAAUUGUAACACUAUAAAAACUAAAAAAAAAAACGGUCGCAGUCUGGAGCCCUGGCUUUGUCUGUCACAUAAUUAGCUGGAACUCAAUUUACGGACAGGAAAAAAAUAAAAAAAUCUAAUCACAUUUUUUUCCUCCCCAGCUCUGUAUUCGGUUGGAUUUAUAUCACAGAAGCUUACGUUUUGUAUUUCAGACCAUUUCCCUCUUGAACAUUUACCUUCAUAACCUUCAAAACUCUGCCCAGUCUGCUGAUGGUUUACACUGUGCCGUCAGCGAUGUGGAAAUGCAGGAGCACUACGACGAGUUCUUCGAGGAGGUGUUCACGGAGAUGGAGGAGAAGUAUGGAGAGGUGGAGGAGAUGAACGUGUGCGAUAACUUAGGCGACCAUCUUGUCGGCAAUGUCUACGUUAAGUUCCGUCGUGAGGAGGAUGCAGAGAAAGCAGUCAUGGACCUGAACAACCGCUGGUUUAACGGCCAGCCAAUCCACGCAGAGCUCUCCCCCGUCACUGACUUCAGGGAAGCCUGCUGCCGCCAGUAUGAAAUGGGGGAGUGCACCCGAGGGGGCUUCUGCAACUUCAUGCACCUCAAACCCAUAUCGCGGGAACUUCGAAGGGAGCUGUACGGCCGCCGCAGGAAAAGGCACCGCUCCCGCUCGCGCUCCAGGGAACCCAGGGAACGACGCUCCCGAUCCAGGGACCGACGACGGGACCGCGAGAGGCGGAGGUCGAGGGACCGAGAGCGCUCUGGAAGAUUCUGAAGGAAGACUGACCCACCAAAUCCCCCCUCCCUGUGAACCCCAGCAGUGAUGACAAAGUUUUUUUUUUUGUUUUUUUUUUCUGUUUUUGGUGAAUUGUUGAAAGUGUUUUUUUCUUUUAUUCCCUUUUUUUAAGACGAGCUUGUGUCGCUUUCUCAAUAAAAACAGAUUUGUAACUCUGCA
This is a messenger RNA of Stegastes partitus (bicolor damselfish), 2257 nucleotides long. Its product is annotated as splicing factor U2AF 35 kDa subunit-like. Gene Ontology annotation, biological process: mRNA splicing, via spliceosome. The transcript has 6 exons. The coding region runs from base 1604 to 2077 and encodes 157 amino acids. Gene Ontology annotation, molecular function: RNA binding; metal ion binding. The record is from RefSeq and is a predicted model, not a curated record. NCBI's taxonomy places the organism in Eukaryota, Metazoa, Chordata, Actinopteri, Pomacentridae. Gene Ontology annotation, cellular component: U2AF complex.